AUGGAUUCUACAUAUCGCCCGUCCUUUGCAAGGCAGAAACGGAAGAUCAGUGACGUGGACUCGGAGGAGGAAGAGGAAGAGGCCUACGCGAGACCGUCGUUUGGAUUUCAGGGUUUUGCGCCUGCUUUCAACCGUUCACCGUCACCUCCGACCAUGGCGUCGAAACCAGCUCGCCCAGCAUGGAAGAAUGCAACAAACAAUGGAAAGUCAGGCGGCGGAGGAAAGUCGAGCCCCAUGGUAGCCAACAGCUUUGCAGCCCGCAUGAUGGCAAAGAUGGGCUAUGUGGAAGGUCAGGGUCUUGGUACAAGUGGACAGGGUAUCCUCAAUCCUGUGGAAACGGUCCUCAGACCGCAGGGAGUUGGUUUAGGUGCGGUCAAGGAGAAAUCACAACAGGCAAAAGACGAAGCCAGACGAGAAGCUGCCAGGAGAGGGGAGGUUCUAGAAACGAGCUCCGACGAGGAACGCAAGCUGCGUAAAAAGCUCAAAGAAAAAAGGCAGCGAGAAGGGACCAGCGGUGGAAGCGGAGCCAGUACACCCAGAGGUUCAGCAAAGCCGAAGUAUAGGACAGCACGGGAGAUUGAAGCCGAUGCGGCUGGACUUGCGGUUCCCAAUGUGCUGAAGUCCUUAGUUGAUGCCACCGGCAAGGAACAGAAACUCUUGACAUCAACGGCUGGUCUGAUGACUCCAAUGGAAUUUGUUAAUGCAAAUGAAGGAGAAGCUUGGAAAAUUGCUCGACGUGCCCGUCAUGACCUCGAAGCGUUUGCUGAUGAAUGGAAAGGCCUCAGCGAGAGAAAGAAGUUUGUUGAACUUGAGGAAGCCCAAAUCGUUGAUGAAAUGGAUGCUCAGCAGUCCAAAUUGGAGAACGUAACCGCUUUGACACAUGCUAUCGAAGGAUUAGAAAUCACGAAUUUAGACGAGGGUCUUGACAAAAGAUGGGAAGAAAUUACUGCGAAAUUGGAAGACAUUGAAACAAACUAUCAAGACUUGAUUGAUGAAUGUCAUCUUCCGGAAGUUGCUGUUGCUGCUGUUCAUCCGUUGUUGAAGGAGUCUUUGGAGGACUGGGCUCCUCUGUCAAAUCCAAAGUAUCUAGUUUCACAUUUCCGCCGCUUACAUCGAUUCAUGUCCCGCACGAAAAAGGCAAACAUCGAAACACAAAAAUACCGUCAGUCAACUACACCAUACGAGUCUAUGAUGUACACUUUGUGGCUCCCCAGGGUUCGGUCCGCUCUAAUGAAUGAAUGGGAAGUUCAUAACCCUGGUCCUGCAACAUCACUUAUGGAGGAAUGGAAAGACCUUCUACCUGGAUUUGUAUAUUCAAAUAUACUAAAUCAGGUAAUUGUUCCUAAGCUCACCGCAGCACUAAAAUCCUGGCGGCCGAAGAGCAGUAAGAGCAAUGGCUCAUCACAAUAUUUCCCCUGGUGGCUUUUUGACUGGCUACAUUAUCUCGAUGAGCAUCAUACUGACCCCAAGGCACCAACUGGUCUGAUGUCAGAUGCGAAGAGGAAGUUUCGGGUGUUAUUGGAUACCUGGGAUCUGGGUCGUGGCCUUAUACACAAAAUUGAAGUGUGGAAAGAAGUCCUGGGCUCGGAAUUUGAUAAAGCUUUGCAGAAUCAUCUUCUACCCCGGCUUGGCUGCCACCUGCGGGAAGAGUUUGACGUUAAUCCACAGGAUCAGGACCUAACUGCGUUUGAAGAUGUGAUGAAGUGGAAGCCAUUCUUUAAACCCAGUGUUCUGGGGCUUCUACUCUCUGCCGAAUUUUUCCCAAAAUGGCAUGCUAUCUUGCACCUCUGGCUCACCUCAGAACCAAACUACGAUGAAGUUGGCCAGUGGUUCUCUUGGUGGAAGUCACAAAUACCAGACGAAGUCAAUGCUAUCCCCGAAGUUGCAGCGGAAUGGAACCGAGGCCUUGAAAUGAUGAACCUGGCCCUCGAUCUUGGAGACAAAGCAAAGACGGAUCUACCACCUCCUGCUUCCUCGUCAUCAUCUCAUCAAAAGCCAUCACACCACAAACUCCGCGACAAGAAUGCAAAUGGAAAACCUGCGAAAUCGCAAAAGGUACACAUUGAGGAGCCUUCCUUCAAAGAUAUCGUUGAGGAAUGGUGUGGCGACGAGGGUCUCCUCAUGGUUCCCCUCCGCGAAGCCCAUUUGCAGAGUGGUCUUCCUCUGUUCAGGAUCACGGCCAGUGCUAAUGGGAAGGGCGGUGUUCUUGUAUAUCUGAAGGGAGACGUAGUCUGGGCUCAAAACAAGAAGAUCAAGGAUACAUGGGAACCGACUGGAUUAGAUGCAGGGCUUGUCGCCCGUGCAGAAGGAAAUUGA
Messenger RNA from Trichophyton rubrum CBS 118892, 2316 nucleotides. RefSeq lists its product as uncharacterized. The transcript has a single exon. Gene Ontology annotation, cellular component: U2-type post-mRNA release spliceosomal complex. The coding region runs from base 1 to 2316 and encodes 771 amino acids. Lineage: Eukaryota; Fungi; Ascomycota; Eurotiomycetes; Onygenales; Arthrodermataceae. Gene Ontology annotation, biological process: spliceosomal complex disassembly. Gene Ontology annotation, molecular function: nucleic acid binding. The record is from RefSeq and is a predicted model, not a curated record.